AUGGCAAAGGUGCAGAUCUCGGUCAACGCACUACAACCGUUAGUAAAAGAAACAGAAGUAGAGUUUGCAACAGGGGAAGUGGCGCUUGUCACCUUUGAAUUUGAAAGACUGGGACUUCACUGCUCCAUCUGUAAUAGUCUAGCGCAUGACUACCUCUACUGCUCAAAGUUCCAUGAAAACCGACCCCAGGAGACAGCUUACAAGCCACAAGAAAAGGAGAAAGGAGCAUUACAAGAGAGGUCUAAAGACGUUCCAGGGAGAGCUUUGGUCACAUGGACCAACAACAGGAGGAAAGCAGGCAAAAGGAGCUCGAUCGACCUCACAAUCGAUCGACCGCCUCAUGCACCAACUCGAUCGACCGCCCCUAAUGCACCAGCUCGAUCGAUCCCCACGUCCUGCACCAACUCGAUCGAUCCCAUGCAGAGCAAGCCAGCUCGAUCGAUCCCGUCUGUUCAGCCGUUCGAUCAAUCCCGUCAGAUGAUAUCACAGCCGUUCGAUCUACUUGGUGCAAACCGACUCGAUCGAACCACAGCGAACCGGAUUGAACCGAAGUCGACCCCGGAGCUAUUUAGACCUAUCUUUAGCCAUUGUUUAGGCUACGCCGUUUUUCAGAGUUUACACUGUUUUCAUUGUUUCUGA
Messenger RNA from Microthlaspi erraticum, 639 nucleotides. Lineage: Eukaryota; Viridiplantae; Streptophyta; Magnoliopsida; Brassicales; Brassicaceae. The record is from the annotation of a GenBank genome assembly.